Molecule: messenger RNA, 1172 nt
Organism: Eucalyptus grandis
Lineage: Eukaryota; Viridiplantae; Streptophyta; Magnoliopsida; Myrtales; Myrtaceae
Exons: 2
Coding region: 3-1172 (389 amino acids)
Source: RefSeq, a predicted model, not a curated record
UCAUGAGCAAAUGCUUGCAGGUUGCUUUUCCUAGCUUGGAGACCUUACAUAUCAAUGACAUGGAUAACAUCGAGAUGAUAUGGGACAAUCAAGCUAUUGCAGAUUCUUUCCCCAAGCUAAAAUCGCUUUUUGUGUAUAGUUGCAAUAAGUUUGUGACCGUUGUUCCUUCUUACAUUCUAGGACAGCUCUUGUGCCUGGAAAGUUUAAGGGUAGAAGCAUGUGCUUCACUUGAAGUUGUUUUUGAACUUCAACCACCAAAUCCUCUAGAUGGACAUCAUGUUGCUCUUUUGUUAAAAGAGUUGACGCUAUCAAAUUUACCAAAGCUAAAGUGUAUAUGGGAUAAGGAAAUACACCAUCAAGUUAAAUUUCAAUGUCUACGUUCUAUCAGCGUUUCCAAAUGCAAGAGCCUCGCCUCCCUAUUUCCAACGUUAGUGGCCAGAGAUCUAAUCCAACUUGAGGAGUUGGAGAUCUAUGAAUGUGGCAUUGUGGAACUCAUUGAGAAGGAAGAAGGACCGAUUCCCAGGUUUGAUUUCCCAAAGCUAACCUCCCUCAAGCUUAAGCUUCUUAUAGAGUUGAAGUGCAUCUACACCGGAAGACAUGCUUUACAUUGGCCGGCAUUGAAGACCUUGGAGGUCCUUGGCUGUAACAAAGUGGAGAUACUUGCUUCGCAACCUAAGAAUGAGAUGCCAUUUCAUAAGCACCCUCUCUUCUUCAUAGAAAAGGGCGCAUUCCCUAGCCUCCAAGAGUUAAAAUUGGAUUUAUCCGAACGGAUGGAGAUAUGGUAUAGGCAUUUUCAUGAUGGAGAAGUCUUCAACAAGCUUAGAUUUCUUGAGCUCCGUCAUCUCUCCCAGGAGUCUUCAAUAUCCACAUCAUGUUUUGUUGAGAGUUUACCCAACUUGGAAGAGCUAGUUGUAUGUGAAUCUUAUCUAGAAGACCCAAGUAGCAUUAAAGAAGCCAUAGAAGGCACAAGUCAUGAGCUAAAAGUGAUAUUACCCUUUUCAAGAUAUAUUCAACAUCUGCAAACUCUAGAUGUGUCACUUUGUGAUGGGUUAUCAAAUAUGUUCACAUCGACAAUAGCUGAAAAUUUGGUGGCACUCACAAAAUUGAAGAUAAGUAAUUGUAGAAUAUUGACAGAAGUCAUUACGAUGAGGAAGGUGGGGAGGGGCAAGUAG